Messenger RNA from Cajanus cajan (pigeon pea), 1415 nucleotides. The record is from RefSeq and is a predicted model, not a curated record. NCBI's taxonomy places the organism in Eukaryota, Viridiplantae, Streptophyta, Magnoliopsida, Fabales, Fabaceae.
AUCUCCCUAACACAACUUCAACCCACACCUUCUACUUGCAAAGUACUGUGACUUGUUCACUUUGUUCAAUUCCCAGUGCUUUCAGAAGGAUCAUAAGAUAUGGCCAGCGUUGCUGAGAUCCGCAAGGCCCAAAGGGCAGAAGGCCCAGCAACUAUCUUGGCUAUUGGAACUGCCAAUCCACCAAACUGUGUUGACCAGAGCACCUAUCCUGAUUUCUACUUCAGAAUCACCAACAGCCAGCACAUGACUGAACUCAAAGAGAAAUUUCAGCGCAUGUGCGACAAGUCUAUGAUCAAGAGGAGAUACAUGUACUUAAAUGAAGAGAUCUUGAAGGAGAAUCCCAACAUGUGCGCUUACAUGGCACCAUCUUUGGAUGCUAGGCAAGACAUGGUGGUGGUGGAGGUACCAAAGCUAGGGAAAGAGGCAGCAGCAAAGGCUAUAAAGGAGUGGGGGCAGCCAAAAUCAAAGAUCACCCACUUAAUCUUCUGCACCACAAGUGGUGUGGACAUGCCUGGUGCUGACUACCAACUCACCAAACUCUUGGGACUUCGCCCCUAUGUGAAGAGGUACAUGAUGUACCAACAAGGGUGCUUUGCUGGUGGCACGGUGCUUCGUUUGGCCAAGGAUUUGGCUGAGAACAACAAGGGUGCACGUGUGCUUGUUGUGUGUUCUGAGAUCACUGCUGUCACAUUCCGUGGCCCAAGUGACACUCACCUAGAUAGUCUUGUGGGGCAAGCACUGUUUGGAGAUGGUGCGGCUGCAGUGAUUGUUGGUUCUGACCCAAUUCCACAGGUUGAGAAGCCUUUGUAUGAGCUUGUUUGGACUGCACAAACUAUUGCUCCAGACAGUGAUGGUGCUAUUGAUGGCCACCUUCGUGAAGUUGGCCUCACGUUUCACCUCCUCAAAGACGUUCCCGGGAUUGUCUCUAAGAACAUUGACAAGGCACUUUUUGAGGCCUUCAACCCUUUGAACAUCUCUGAUUACAACUCCAUUUUCUGGAUUGCACACCCCGGUGGACCAGCAAUUCUUGACCAAGUUGAGCAAAAGUUGGCUCUCAAGCCUGAAAAGAUGAGGGCCACAAGGGAAGUGCUCAGUGAGUAUGGUAACAUGUCAAGUGCUUGUGUGCUUUUCAUCUUGGAUGAGAUGAGGAGGAAAUCAGCAAAAGAUGGGCUUAAAACCACAGGUGAAGGACUAGAGUGGGGUGUGUUGUUUGGUUUUGGACCUGGUCUUACUAUUGAAACUGUUGUUCUGCACAGUGUGGCCAUAUAAGGUGAUGCUUGAUAUAUUGUUUCAUUAUUAUUAUGUACCACUUUUUAGACUUGCUGGAGUUUGUAACAAAAACAAAACUCGUUUAGAGUUUGUACUUUUAUGAACGCGCGUAAUAAAAUAAAUAAUUCAUGGUUGCUGUCCUUUUA